Molecule: messenger RNA, 579 nt
Organism: Sesamum indicum (sesame)
Lineage: Eukaryota; Viridiplantae; Streptophyta; Magnoliopsida; Lamiales; Pedaliaceae
Product: non-specific lipid-transfer protein 1-like
Biological process (GO): lipid transport
Molecular function (GO): lipid binding
Source: RefSeq, a predicted model, not a curated record
ACUGAACAGACGUUGCUGCAGACAUACGAAAAUUGUUAGACUAAAGCACUAGAAUUUCUAUUUUCUUCCACUUUCUAGCAUCGGUUGCAAUGGCUGGAACCAUCAAGUCAAUGCUUGUGGUCCUCAUCGCGGUUGUGUCGAUCAUGUCAGUUGUUCCAGAGGGUGAGGCCGCGAUAGGAUGCGGCACUGUAGUUUCGAAACUGAGUCCAUGCAUUCCAUACGUGACGGGAAAAGGUGCGUUGGGUGGAUGCUGUAAAGGGAUUAAGGGUCUCUAUGAUUUGGCCAAAAGCACAGGGGAUCGACAGAGCGUAUGCAAUUGCCUGAAAUUUCUUGCUGCCUCGACCUCUGGCGUUAACCUGGGCAAAGCGGCUGCACUCCCCGGCCAGUGUGGUGUUAGCAUCCCCUAUAAGAUCAGUCCUUCCACUGAUUGCUCAAAGGUGAAGUGAGUUUCUAUCAGCAGCAGUCGUCGGGUUAUGUUUUCUAAUUAAACAUGAAUAAUAAAUGUACCUUUUUACACGAUAUAUGCAGCCGUAUGAAUACCGUGUUAGAUGGUGGGAAAUGUACCUUUUUACACGCUCA